Messenger RNA from Schistosoma haematobium, 6748 nucleotides. RefSeq names its product Protein sel-1 1 (gene SEL1L). The coding region runs from base 122 to 2044 and encodes 640 amino acids. Lineage: Eukaryota; Metazoa; Platyhelminthes; Trematoda; Strigeidida; Schistosomatidae. The transcript is spliced from 12 exons. Gene Ontology annotation, cellular component: endoplasmic reticulum membrane. Gene Ontology annotation, molecular function: protein binding. The record is from RefSeq and is a predicted model, not a curated record. Gene Ontology annotation, biological process: ERAD pathway.
GGGCUUUGAAUAUUUUGCACCAUUGAAAAUGAAGUUCAGACACAGAUAUGAACGUUACUAGGACAGUAGGGAACUUAAAAAAAAACACCGUACGACCUGUGGUUGGAUCUCAGUUUAUUGGAUGACCUUAGGCUAUUCAGCGAAUAGAAAACCCACGCGUUUCAAUUCGUGGCGCGUUUUCUGGUUAUUACGCGAUAUGUUUUCCUUCGGUUUUUCAAACCAUCCUUGUGGUUCGCCAUGCUUAUUCAUCAGAAUUGUGGUCAUUCUUACAGUGUCCUUCUCUGUUGCUUUAUCGGAAGACUUGAAGCCGAAGAGAAAAAGUGGUGAUACUCGUGUAUCAAUAACUCCAGACAAAAAGGAAAUCAAAAACCAUAUAGAGCAAUUCGAUGAUCCGGAAACUGUCGAAAAAUUCCUACGUGAUCUUCUUAAUCCAGAUCUAUUGUUCCCUCAAAUUCCAAAGGAUAAGGAAGAUGUAAACGUUGAGUCAGAAUCACAAGAUGAUCCACUUGAUUCAAAUAUGAAGGAUGAAAACCAAGAAUCGACAGAUGAGUCUCAACAUGAUUCAACUGCGAACGAUUUUCCGGGCUCCCAAAGCAUCCCAUCGACUAAUGAUGAAAACACAAUGAAAAGCAUUCAUUCACCACCUGAUGAGCAUGAAGAUUCGGAACAAAGUGUUGCUCAGCGUUUGUAUGACGAAGCUAUGAGUAUUUUGGAGACAGAAAAUCACAAGACAUCUGCUGAUAAAACUGCACUAGAACUCUUGAACGAAGCUUCCAGACAGGGUCAUACAAAGGCAAGGGAACAAGUGGCUAUGCUGACAUUGCUUGGAGGUUACACUGCAGAUCCUUUUAAAAGCGCAUAUUCUGCGUUCGAAGAGCUGUCUAAUGAAGGCAACCCUCGCGGUCAGUUUGGCCUGGGAUUUUUGUAUGCGUCUGGAUUACACGUUAAUGCAAGUAUUCCACAUGCAUUGAUAUAUUUAACAUUUUCGGCUCUUGGAGGAGAUAAUUUUGCUGAUAUGGCUUUGGGCUAUCGUUACUGGACUGGUGUUGGUGUUGAAGAAGAUUGUGAAGCAGCACUAACACAUUAUCAUCGUGUGGCUCAAGUCGUAUUUAAAGAAGUUUCCGAACGCUCUGAAUCUGGUGGUCCAACUCUUCUUGGACCUAUGGUUAGACGUGCUCGUCUUUUAGACGAAAUAGAUGCAAUGGGUAGUUUAGAUGGUGGUGAUCUUACAAUCAGUGAGGAUCUGUUCCAAUAUUAUCAGUUUAUGGCUUACAAAAAGAAUGUUAGUGCUAUGGUUGGAUUGGGUCAGUUGUAUUAUUAUGGUAGACAUGGUGUUGAAAUGAAUCAUGAAAAAGCUUUUUAUUACUUUAAUCUGGCUGCUGAAUCUGGAAGCGCCAUAGCCAUGGCUUAUUUAGGCGAGAUGUACAUGGUCGGUAGCACAGCUGUACCUGCCGAUUCGACGAAAGCCUUGAAAUAUUUACGUAAAUCAGCCGAGGAGAAUAAUCCAAUAGGGCAAACAGGUUUGGCGUUGGCCUACUUAUAUGGUCGAGCCGGUUUACCGGUUAAACCAGUUAUCGCAAUGGAGUUAUUUCUGAAAGCUGCAGAUCAAGGUUGGCCUGAAGCUCAAUUACAUCUUGGUCGUCUAUUCUUAGGUACUCAUGGAAUAAAAACUGAUUACAAAUCAGCUUUGAAGUAUUUCACUAUGGCGUCACAACAGGGUAAUGUAAUGGCUUUCUAUCAUCUAGCUGAGAUGCAUGCCAAAGGUACAGGAGUAUUACGAUCCUGUAGCACCGCAGCCGAACUUUUUAAAAAUGUAGCUGAACGUGGUCGUUGGUCGAAAAUGUUCAUGUCUGCUUAUUCUGCUUUUCGCAAUCGUCGUUAUCAUGAAGCAUUCAUUACAUACCAACUAUUAGCAGAACUCGGUUACGAAGUGGCUCAAAGUAAUGUAGCUUUCAUCCUAGAAGAAGGCAAGUAUUUUCUAUGUAUGUAUUUUAUAACUGAUGAUUCAACUUUUUAUUUUAGUUUCUAUACGAACAACCUGUGAUUUCAUUAGUCUAAAGCUGUUUAAAGUGUUUUGGUAGGCUCAACGGUUAAUGUGUUUUACUUUCAACCACUAAGUCACAGGUUCGAUAUCCACUUCGUCUACUUUGGUUUAGGCGACUGAGUAAUAUCACUGGUCCUUGCACCUAAAGUAUGCCUGAAAGCGAGGUUUAUAAAUUUGUACCUGAUAAAUGAGUUGAGUAAAUAAAAUACAUUAAAGAUCAUACAAAAAUGUUUCCAACAAUUCAUGGAAUUUGUUAUUGCUCAUAGAGAUUUGUGUUCUUCUGUUGUUAAUAUUCAGAACAAAAUCUGGUCAUUCACUGGCGCCGCGCGACGUCCGUGAAUUUAUAUGUUUAAAGCUAGGGGUAAUUAGUCCGAUUUUUGAUGUGAACGUAGACACUGAUGUGCUUCUUUGACAUCCAGCUGAAGAACCUCAUGUAGUGCGUAACGAGUUUUAUAAAUUCUACUAGCCACUACUCAAGAUAUGAUUGAAGAAAAUACUUUUGAUCUAUUGUCAAUGGCUUAUAUUCAAUAUUAAAUAGAAAUAAUACGUAUCUUUCUGUGUCAAUUUUUUUUGCAUUAGUAGAAAAAGCUACGGGAAUUCCAAAUAAUGAAAUUCACAAACGUGCGUUUACACAAUGGCAACGAUCUGCGACACAAGGUUCCACAAGUUCUCGUGUGAAGUUAGGUGAUUACUAUUAUUAUGGACUUGGUACUGAUGUUAGUUACCAGAAAGCUAUUCAACAUUAUCGAAUCGCUUCAGAUCUACAUCAUAAUGCACAAGCAAUGUUUAAUUUAGGUUAUAUGCAUGAACAAGGAUUAGGAUUGAAGCGAGUAAGUUAUCAUUUUUUGUUUGUUGUUUUGAUCUGGCUAUUAGUUUAUUCUUCUUGAUGUUGUUACAAGGAAGUGAAUCCGAUUGACUCAAUUUAGCCCUUUUUGGCCUAGAUGUGGUAUUAUAUUACAAGAUGUGUUCAUACAGUUAAUAUGACUGAAUGUUCAUUAAAUACUAAUUACAUCUAACUAAGGUCAUUUGACAUUGAAAGUACACAGAUAAACUCUGUUUAAGUUUUAGGACUGUUAAGUUUCUUACGGGAUUAUAACUGGACAGUUUAAACACCUAAUUUUGUUCUUGAGAUUGGUCGGUAUAUAACCUUCAAACGAACCUGUAAGUGAUUAUCAAGUUUCAUUAUUGAUAGUCCAUCUUUUCGAUGUCGCACUUUCUAACCUUUUCCAAGGUCGGGUCAGUCAGUUAUUACCGCCAUUAACCUUCACACAAUUAUAUUAGUUUAGAUCAUAGUACACAAAUGUAGUUUUAUUUAAAGAAGAAAUAUUUAUUGAUUCGCCAAAAAAGUGUGUCACUGUGUUUGAUAAAUUAAAUCAAACCUAAUAAAAAUUGAAUGUCGACUCUCUACAUUUCAACAACUUGCAACCUAAAUACUGCUGGAAAUAAGUUUUAUUACUUCGAUUUUUAUUGAUUUUUACUUCUUCUGAGGGUUACUCGUGCUCACGCAUUUAGUCCAUAGAUUUACUUAACACAUUUUUUGUUUAUCAAUAUUCAUCACCGAUUGAUGUCAGCUGUAAAUUAAUAAAAACCACGGAGCACACUAGACAGCUGUGUUUUCUUAUCUAUGGAGUUAAUCAGAGAUGGAUACCAACAACUCGACGGGGAAUAUAUCUCUGAGACCUCGAAUUCUUGGAAUGUCAUAGAAACCGUCGAUUCGCAACUCAGAGAUUCAAGUUUUACAAAUACAAGUCGUUUCGAAUAGAAUGUAACCACAACUGAAUGUCAAAAGCCAGCACGCACUUACGAGCGUGCUUGACUCUACACAUUACAAAUCCCUACUAAAACGUUAGAAUUAGUAGGUUAUGUUGCCGGAUUUCCAGCCUACUGUUACUAAUAAUAAUUGGUAACCUUAAUAGUAUUCUUUUUUGAUCUAUUUCAGGAUCUUUACUUAGCCAAAAGGUUUUACGACAUGGCCGCUGAAGCAUCGAUCGACGCACGAGUAGCUGUAUACCUAGCUCUUAUACGUCUUUCAUUUUAUUUCGUUAUGGAAUUUUUCGGUGAAUCAAGUUUCUUUCAAUAUCUUGGAAGUAUAUUUGGUAGUAGAUCAUUUACAGAUGAACAUGAGGUAGAUAGUGUAACAGAUUCGACAGAAACACCAACAAUAUCAUCUCAUCCUUCUGGACAUUUGAUAUCAACUAUGGAUUGGGAUUUUUAUGCAAUACCAUUUUUAACAGGCUUAUUAUUGUUGUUCUUUUUUUAUAUUAGACAUAGAAGGGUUUAAAAUUAUUAUUUCUGUGUGUAAUUUUUCUGUAAUGUAUUUAUAUAUAUGUAAUUUGGAGCAAUGAAUGAAGUCGGUAAACUUUGGAAUAUUUAUUUAUUCUUCAGAUUUUCCUGUUGUGUGAUAAAUUAAUUAUCUACUAUCUUUUCUUUUCACUGCCCUUCGUUGUCCUUCUUUGUCCCUCCACUAUCUUUGUUUUCAAUUUAUUUUUAGUUCUACUUUUGCUUUCUUUUUGUUUUGUAGACAUCAAUGUCUAUAGAUUGUAAAGUUCAUUCUUUCUUUACUACUACUAUUACCAACACAUACUGUAUUUGUGUGUGUGUGUGUGAUUAUACACUGGGUCGAACUUUCACGUUGCUAUUCUUUACAAAUAAAGAGGAACAUUGUUUCAUAAGUGUUUGUCGUUAUCUCUCUUUUUUUAUUUCAUAUAAUAUAUAUCUCAUCAAACGUAAAUGGCACACACAUACACACGGGCGUGUUGUAUUGGUUUCGUCAAAAUGAAGUUGUCUUAUUUUACAAUUGCUGCAUUCAGGAAGAUCUUUUAUGUCUGUAUGGUAAUAAACAUUAUUUUUCUCUAGUAUUUUUUUGAAACGACAAGCUUCCCUUUAGUGCUAAAUUUCCUGGAAUAAUUGUGUAGGCAAAACAGAAACAAAAUCUGUCUAGUUUUUUUAAAGUGUUAAAUAUUUGUCAUAUACACUAAAAUUGUGUAGUGUUGAUUUGAAAUAGUCUAUAUGAAACCCUGGACUUAAGUUUCAUGCUAUUUGGCACUCGUCACUAAGGUGUAAUUGUAAUCCGUGCUCCAUGGUAGAUUCAAUCCUGUGUCACUCAGCUUCGUAGUCAUAUAUAUUACCACUUUGCUAUUUGGGCCACGAUGGACUUCCUGUAGGACUGACAUGUAUUUAAAAUUGAUUGAGAUAGGUUAUUAGUCAAUGAUUAAUCAACUGUAAGGACUAAAACUAUAUCGGACAACUCUUCAAUUGACUUUGAUACCUUUACUUUUCAGCAAUCAUACAUUAACGUACCAAUUUGUCAUUAGAAAGGUAAUAAAAUAUAUGUGUGAACAGUAUUUCUAGGAUUCAUCUAUGAAUUUCUCAAGUUCGACUAUCAGUUUCAUAACUUUAAAGUCAGUGUUACAGUAAGGAGACCUACUUUGAUGAGUGUGGCUUAUUUUUCACUCAGUAUUAUUCAUAGGAGUGUGAAUCAUUUGUUAUUAUUAUUUUUACUAUUGGCUUUAUUCAAUAGUAUAUUUUUGGCACAAUAUAGAAUUCUCAGCACAAAGUAUUUCAACAAGUUUCCUUUCCUUAUUUCUUGAUUGAUCCUAGAGAUAAAUAUUGAGUGGUCGCCAGUUAGAUGUUAGUAGUUGAAGGUUCGAUAUCUGAUCAAUGUAUGUUCUUUUCGAUGCAUAUUGCCAACAACCAUAAUGUCUCUUAUUGGGUUCUUUUGUAACUUAUACAUCGAAAUAUCGUAAGCUUGCCACAAACGCACCUGAAUAGGUUAUGCGACUAAUGGGCAUAAUGAUGUGUUAAAACAAACAAGAAAACAGAUAACUUGUCGAAACAUCCAGAUGGUAGGAACAGGUAGCCCAGAUAUUCAAACAGGCCGCCUAGAAUUUAUAAUAUGACCCCAAACAUAUUUCACAUUGUAUAUAAGCAGGAUUGCCAAUAUCUCGAUUAUAUAACACUAUUAGGCAAUGAUCUUUGGGAUAUAUAUAUACAAUAUUCAAAUUUUAAUAUGGACUAAUUAAGUAAAUUAUGUAUAAUCCAUGAUAUUUGUAAUAUAACUGUCAGUCAAUUUGAAGAGUUUUAAAUUACCUCGUCGUUAUGUCUGAUUGAAAUUUCAUCAUACAUGGUUGGCAUAUAGGAAUUCAGUGUGGAUUGCCUCGACAUAGCCAUUAUGAUGUUGAAUUGAUCAGGUGCAGGUACAUCUAACUGAUGAUUCCCAAAGAGGACGAAACGUACAUCCUGGAUAUCACUGUUAGCCACGUUAUAUCUAUUUUAUGUCUAAUUGUUGUUCAUUUUAUGGAUAAAGUAUAUUAAAGACUUCAGCUUUACGUUCUUCCUUGCAUUAAGCAACACCAGUCUUGUUCCAUUGUAACAGCAAGUAACUGGGUUUUUCCGCAGGUAUAACAAGUAACCAUACUUGUUUUCCUGAAAAAGCUACAACAAUUUUUGUUUUUUAUUAUUCUCCAUGGGUUUUUACCCCUAUUUUUUUCACUGUUGCUGUUAUAGUUUAUUUGGCUUCAAAGUAGUGUCUGAAACAGUCUUCUUGCACGUGGGAGAUAUUAACAUUGUAGUAUGCAUAAUAAUACAAGGACAAAGUGCAUUAAAGUUGAUUUAAUCUCAAAGUAUACAUCAAUGGAAUAAUUAAUUGAUCGUACAAAUUUGAUCAAAACAUUAAUGAAAUAAAAUGCGUCAAUUUAACAGGGA